Eucalyptus grandis is the source of this 1434-nucleotide messenger RNA. RefSeq lists its product as uncharacterized. Gene Ontology annotation, biological process: DNA integration. Lineage: Eukaryota; Viridiplantae; Streptophyta; Magnoliopsida; Myrtales; Myrtaceae. The transcript is spliced from 4 exons. Bases 1 to 1434 code for a protein of 477 amino acids. The record is from RefSeq and is a predicted model, not a curated record. Gene Ontology annotation, molecular function: nucleic acid binding.
AUGGUCACGUUGUUUCAUGACAUGAUGCACAAGGAGAUUGAGGUAUACGUGGAUGAUAUGAUUGCAAAGUCAAGACAGGGUGAGGACCAUGUUGGAGUCUUGCAAAAGCUGUUCAAACGUCUUCGGAAAUUCAAGCUGCGCCUUAAUCCCACAAAAUGCGUUUUUGGGACGAGAUUAGGGAAGCUGUUAGGGUUCAUGGUUAGCAACAAGGGCAUAGAGAUUGAUCCGUCAAAGGUCAAGGCUAUUUGUGAUUUACGAGCCCCGAUCACCACCAAGGAGGUCCGCAGCUUGAUGGGGCGGCUCAAUUAUGUGGCGAGGUUCAUCUAUCAAUUGUUUGAAACAUCGAAACCAUUCUUCAAACUCCUGAAAAAGAAUGCAAAGAUUGAGUGGGAUAUUGAGUGUCAGGGUUGCGACAAUACACGCUUCCAUCACCGAAUCCUGUUGGUGACCGAAAAUGAUCCCAUCAGAUACCUCCUGGAGAAGCCGGCAUUGGUUGGCAAGUUGGCCAAGUGGCAAAUAUUAAUUUCAGAGUUUGACAUUCAGAGCCUGGGGCAGAAGUCCGUUAAAGGUCGCGCCAUAGUAGACAUGUUGGCAGAAAGUCCCGAGUGGUCCAGGACAUUUGAUGAAGAUAGUGAUGCAGGGGAGCAAAUUUUACUUGUAUCAAGUGACAAAUGGACGAUGUACUUCGAUGGUGCAGUUAAUUUAGUCAAGUCGGAGUGCUUGGGGCGUUCUUAUCUCCCUAGGCGGUGCCCAGCUUAUUGCAUGACGAUUGAAGAAGAACCGGACGGACAGCCUUGGUAUCAUGACAUCUUAAAGUAUCUGCAGAAUGACUAUUUUACUAAGUGGAUCGAGGCCAAUUCAUAUGUUAAUGUUACUGCCAAGAAUGUGGCGAAGUUCAUUCGUCGCGACAUUGUCGCUCGCUACGGGGUGCCGGAGGCGAUCAUUACCGACAAUGGCACUAAUUUGAACAACAAAGUCGUAGAUGGAUUGUUUAGUGAGUUUCGAAUUAAGCAUUUGAACUCGUCACCGUAUCGUCCUCAGAUGAAUGGAGCAGUGGAGGCGGCGAACAAGAACAUAAAGAAAAUCCUAUCGAAGACUGCCGAGAAUUAUCAUGAUUGGCAUGAUAGACUCCCUUACGCGUUAAUGGCGUAUCGAACUUCUAUCUGCACCUCCACAGGGGCAACUCCUUUUUCACUCGUGUAUGGGAUGGAGGCAGUCUUACCUGUUGAAGUUGAGGUCCCUUCUUUAAGGGUCCUUUCCCAAUCUAUGCUCGAUGAGACCGAGUGGAUGCAACAGAGGCAUGAGCAGUCAAACUUGAUUGAUGAGAAGAGAUUGCAAGCUGUGUGUCAUGGCCAAUGCUAUCAGAGACGAGUUGCAAAAGCCUUCAAUCGAAGGGUGCGUCCUAGAUACUUUGAAGUCAAUGACCAGUGCUGA